AUGUCGAAGCUUGGAAACCGCGCCGACUGGGCCGACGACGAGGAGUUCGACGACCCCUCCGCUCUCCCCCCGCAGCAAAUCACGACCAACAAAGAUGGCACGAAGACGAUCGUCUCCUACCGAUUCAACGACGAAGGCAAGAAGGUGAAGGUGACCCGCCGGAUCAAAACGACCGUUGUGCGCGAACAUGUCAACCCGCAGGUCGCGGAGCGGAGGUCCUGGGCCAAGUUCGGUCUGGAGAAGGGCAACGCGCCCGGACCUUCGUUCGAUACGACCUCCGUGGGUGAGAACAUUGUUUUCCGGCCCAGCGUCAACUGGAAGCUUCAGGCGGCUGAGGCGGAGAAGAACGGUGGCGAGAAGGGCAGUGUGAAGGAUCAGCUGAAGGACAAGAAGGUCAAGUGUCGUAUUUGCAGUGGCGAGCACUUUACUGCUCGCUGUCCCUUCAAGGAUACUAUGGCUCCUGUCGACGAGCCCACUGCUGGUGGAGAGGCUGGUGAUGAGGAUUCUCCGGCUGCUGGCGCUUUGGGUGCUGGUACUUCUAGCUACGUGCCCCCUCAUCUGCGGAAGGGUGCUGCUGGUGGCGGAGAGAGAAUGGCUGGCAAGUAUGAGAAGGAUGAUUUGGCGACUCUGAGAGUUACGAACGUGAGCGAGUUGGCAGAGGAAGGAGAACUGCGGGAUCUGUUCGAACGCUUCGGUCGUGUCACCAGAGUCUUCCUUGCCAGAGACAGAGAAACCCAGAGAGCCAAGGGCUUCGCUUUCAUCAGCUUUGCGGAUCGGAGCGAUGCUGCACGUGCUUGCGAGAAGAUGGAUGGCUUCGGUUACCGUCACCUUAUCCUGCGCGUCGAAUUCGCCAAGCGUGCCACUUAG
Messenger RNA from Aspergillus niger, 867 nucleotides. RefSeq lists its product as uncharacterized. The transcript has 4 exons. Bases 1 to 867 code for a protein of 288 amino acids. NCBI's taxonomy places the organism in Eukaryota, Fungi, Ascomycota, Eurotiomycetes, Eurotiales, Aspergillaceae. Gene Ontology annotation, cellular component: cytoplasm; eukaryotic translation initiation factor 3 complex. The record is from RefSeq and is a predicted model, not a curated record. Gene Ontology annotation, molecular function: translation initiation factor activity; RNA binding.